UAAGAUUAAUGGCUAUUGCGACACGUACUUUGCCUCAAUUUUUGAAUGUGGUAAAUAAACCUAGACAGAUAAGACAAAAAGCAGAAAUAGAAUCAUUACAGAAGCCAAAUGGUAACUUUGGCGUUUCUUCAGAUAAACAUGUUCUUAUAUCUGAAAAUUGUACAAGAAUUCUAUGUAUUGCAGAUAUAAGGGGAAAUAUUUCUUUCUUUAACGAACUUUGCAAGAAAGCCAAUGCUCAGUAUAUCAUUCAUACAGGCGAUUUUGGAUUUUAUGACAAUACUAGUUUGGAUAGGAUAAAUGAACGAACAUUAAGACAUAUUAUCCAAUAUUCUCCUCUAAUUAAGCCUUAUUAUCGCUCAAAAUUUACUGCAAAUAGCUCUAUCGAAUUUAUCCGUAAUACAAUUUCUCAUUCUGAACUUGUUAUUUCUGAAUUGCCAUCAUUUUUAUCAGGAGAAAAGGAACUUGACGUUCCAGUUUAUACUAUUUGGGGAUCAUGCGAGGAUGUAUGCGUGCUUGAAAAGUUUCGUAGUGGAGAAUAUAAAAUAAAAAAUUUGUAUAUUAUUGACGAGCACUCUUCUAAAUGUCUUAAUGUGGGCGAUAUUAAGUUAAGAUUAUUUGGCUUAGGUGGUGCAGUAAUAAUGCAUAAACUGUUUGAUAAUGGCGAAGGAAAAACGACAAUAGCAGGUGGACAAGGAACCAUGUGGUCUACAGUACUACAAAUGGGAGAACUUUUACAUACUGCUAACAAAGUCUGGGAUAAUUCUGAAGUUAGGGUUUUUGUAACAUAUCAUUCUCCUGGUCGAGAAGGGCUGCUUAAACAAAUAUCACUUGCUCUUAAAGCUGAUUUUACCAUUUCAGCAGGUCUUCAUUUUCGUUACGGCUCAAGCUAUAAUGAUUUUAGUGUUACUCCAUCAACAGAAUAUUUUCUUCAGAAACUAGCGACUUCCAGAGCACAAUUUAUGGAUGUUUGGGAAACUGUAAAGGAUGAGGUAGAGUUACUUAUAAAGGAUACUCAAAGGAGUCAUUUACAGUCUAUGAUCAAUCUUGUAGAAUCCAUGCCUCAAGAAGACUCGCUAAAAAAUGAUAUUUUAUCACAAAAUAGAGAAAAAAUUGACGCAGCAUUUAAAAAUAUGUGGAACUUUAAUCUUCCAGAUGCAGCAUAUGGCUCUGUGACUUUAUCCAUUUCAGAAGGCCGUAUAAGUGCAGAGACAAAAGCUCAAGGGUUUAAUUUUUCAUAUCGAAAAAAUAUAUCACAAACUAACAUAGAUAAACAAAUUUUUCAUCGAUCUAUACAAACAUCUGAUCACUCUUCUGCAGCUCUGCAGACACAGAAAUCUAAUGUUAAUACAACGCAAGAAAAACUCAAAGAACAUUCACAAUCGCAAACCAAAGAACCAACACAUUUAUCACUUACCGAUACCCUAUCUAAAAAUUCAACAUCUUUAAACUCUCACAAUGUCCAGAAAACUGAAAAUAUGCUUUCAGAAACAUCAAAAACUUUAAACAAUCAAAGAAAAAAAGAAAAUGUGGAUAAAGAAACGUCAGAUAAAUCUCAAUUAUCUAAAUACGCCCUUUUUAUUUCCCCAUGUUCCACUAAAGAAGAAGCUUAUUCUAUUUUUGAAAAAGAUAUCGUAGAUUCUAUUACUAAUAUAUCUAUUCGGAAUUGUAAAGGAAGUUCUUCUAAAUAUGCAUUUGUAUAUUUUAUUUCAAAGGAUAACAUGAACAUAGCAAAGAAAAAAACAAUUUCUAGACCUGGUCUAAGAAUAGCUGAAGCUGAUUUAGGUAACAAUAAAUCACCAAAAAAUAAUCAGGGAUUAAGAUCUAAUUUCCAAAAAAGCAUCAUCUCUGAAAUAAAUGAAGUUAGCCGUGGGAUACGUACACGUGGUCCUCGUUUAAAAUUAUCGAAAUCUAGAAGACAUAAUAAUCUUUCAAAAGAUUCCACAAACAAAAGUGAAGAGUUGAUUAAAGAUAAAAAUAAUAAAAGAAAUAAUGAGGUAAAAAAUGUAAUCAAAGAUUCUAUAAAAAACGAGAAAACACUAUAUACUGAAAGCUAAAAAGCAGAGG
Molecule: messenger RNA, 2064 nt
Organism: Pneumocystis murina B123
Lineage: Eukaryota; Fungi; Ascomycota; Pneumocystomycetes; Pneumocystales; Pneumocystaceae
Exons: 4
Coding region: 9-2054 (681 amino acids)
Source: RefSeq, a predicted model, not a curated record